Camellia sinensis is the source of this 1783-nucleotide messenger RNA. RefSeq names its product BURP domain-containing protein BNM2A. NCBI's taxonomy places the organism in Eukaryota, Viridiplantae, Streptophyta, Magnoliopsida, Ericales, Theaceae. The record is from RefSeq and is a predicted model, not a curated record.
CAAAUUUAUGUGGAAAUUUAUCCUAACUAUUUUUGAGAUGUUUUGAACUUUUGCACUGUUCGUUUUAGCAGAAAACACUUUCUAUGUGAAAUAUUAUUCAAAAAACGCCAUCCACAUAAAAUGAUUUUUGUCAUUAGUUGCAGCCUUGAAACUCAUGAGCUGCUGGUAGUUGGGGCUGUAGGGUGGUGGUGUUAAGACUUCUGUUUAGAAAAUAUUUUUCACAUUUAGAAAAAACAAUCUUUUUUCUACCUUAGAAAAAAACUUGUUUUUUCAUUACCACGGAAAUUUUUUUGUUUACUUUAAUUUUUUUUUUGUUGUACUGAAUGUCAAAAAAUAUGUAAAACAUUUUUCUACUGAAAAAGGGAGACAUAAACAGAAAUCGAAAGGGUCAGAACAAGGAAAAAUGCAUUAUAUAUAUAAUAAUUUUCAGAUAACAUGUUCUCAAAUGUAGUAAGAAAAUGAAAGGAUAAAGAAAUCAGGAUAGUGGAUUUAUAAAAGUAUUUUCUAAUUUUUAAAUUUUGUCUUCAACAAUCAAGAAGAUCUCCUUGGAUUUUAUAAUAAAAAAAAUCUCCUCGAUGGAGACGUCCUUUUGCGAAUUGGAUCUGCAUGCUUUAUCCAUAUUGAAUUAGCUGACUUCCUAAUACUCUGUUUGUAGAAGAAGAAACUGAGAAGAGCUUAAGGGAAAGAAGAAAAGAUGGCCAUUAGAUACACUUCUUGGAGCGUCUUGCUUUAUCUACUUCUUGUGAUGAGCUCUCAUGGAAUUGGAGCCAUGAAAAUGAUUCACAAAGAUGAUUUGGUCGAUGAUCUUCAUCACAAUGUGAUGAAUGCUUUAAAAUAUCCCAUGAUUGAUAACCAAGACGAUCAUGCUCAUGCUCAUAAUGAGAUACAUACAGAUCAUAUUCAUGAUCAUUCAUCAUCACACAUGGAUCACAUAGACCCUUCACUAAUUGUGUUCUUCUUUUUGGAAGACCUAAAGGUAGGAAAAAGAAUUCCCAUUUACUUCCCAAAGAGAGACCCUUCUUCCUCUCCUCAUUUCCUACCCAAAGAGGAAUCCGAUUCCAUUCCUUUUUCACUAGAACAACUUCCAAAUCUUCUUCGAAUCUUUUCCUUCCCUCAAGGCUCUCCACAAGCCCAAGCCAUGGAAAGCACACUUAGACGAUGCGAGGUCAAACCCAUCAAAGGAGAGUCAAAAACAUGUGCCACAUCAUUAGAAUCCAUGCUUGAUUUCGUACGUGUCAUGCUCGGAUUAGAGAGCGAAUUCAAAGUUGUAUCAACUAUCCACUUCACAGAAUCAACCACCAUGCUUCAAAAUUACACUAUCCUAGAAGAUCCUCUAGAAAUUUCUGGUCCCAAGAUGGUGGCAUGUCAUACCAUGCCUUACCCAUAUGCGAUUUUCUAUUGUCAUUACCAACAGAGCGAAAGCAAGGUCUUUAAGGUCUUUUUGGGGGGUGAAAAUGGAGACAGGGUUGAAGCGGUUGCUGUUUGUCACAUGGAUACCUCUCAGUGGAGCCCUGGUCAUGUGUCAUUUCAAGUACUAGGAAUUGAGCCAGGGUCCUCCCCGGUUUGCCAUUUCUUCCCAUCCGAUAAUCUUGUGUGGAUUGCAUCAUCUACUUUAAUUAGUCAUAUGUAGUUUGCAUGUAAUCACUGAGAUCCUUGCACUUUGAUUUAGAAUCUUACUUGUACGCAUGUCAAGUGAAACGAAGAUCGUGUUAUGCAGGUGUUUUAUGAUUUAAGAAUGUAGUAAUAAAAUAAUUGGGACCAAAGAUGGCUAUUUCUGCUUCUA